AUCAUCAUCAUGUGCAGUGAGUGAACAAAACUGGUGAAGCCCACGACUUUUUCCACAAUGCUAAGCCCUUCUAUCCCCUCAACAGUACUGAUGAUCCUUACAGACAUGGCGUCUAUAUUUGCCAACAUGCUUGUGCUCCUGUUAUUUGCCUACAAUCCAAAGCUGAAGACUGAAACGUCGGGACUGGCACUAAACCUCUGUGCAUGUGAUCUGGUCUUGGGAUUUACGGUCCUUCCUUUUGGAAUCCAUAACAGUCUGUCCAGGGAGAGACACUACAGCAGACACGGCGUUCCUUGUCAGUUGAUGGGCUUUCUGUACAUAUUGCUGCAGCUUGGUUCUGUUCAAUCAAUGACUUGGGCCACGGUUGAUAAAUUCACUGAAAUUUGUUUUCCGCUCCACUAUGCUCAGCUUUUCACCAAGCGGAAAACUUGCCUGGUACUUUGCUUCUUGUGGGUAUACUGCCUGGGAAAUGCCUGUUUGCCAUUUUUGGGGAUGGGGUCCUAUACAUACAGCCAGAACACAUUCCUCUGUGUCCCAGAUUUUGAACCAUCCUCUAAAAGCUACUGUGUGGUGCUAAUAGCAGUUGGAGUUAUUGUUCCUAUCACAAUUAUGUGUUCUCUCUAUCUUUACAUCAUAUACAUUGCAAGAAAACAAGGCCUACGGGGAACAUUUGAAUGCAAUGACCAGCACUGCUACUACGUGCCUACUAAAAACUACUUUAAAAGCAGCAUGGUGCUGCUCUCCACAGCAAUGUGUCUUCUGGUCUGCUGGAUGCCAUACAUUACUAUUAGCUUUUAUAAAACAUUCACAGAACACAGUGUUCCUCCUCUGGCAGAUGCAAUCUCCAUAUGGCUGGUAUUGUUCACUUCGGCGAUAAACCCUUGGGUCAACACAGUGACACAAAAAAAGUACAGAAAAGCAUUAAAGGACAGCUGGAAGAAGCUGAAACAAACCCUCCAACUACCCUUCUUUGGCUCAAGUGCAAGCAGCUCAACUCAAGGUGAAAGCUUUUGCUUAAGUGAAGAAAAGAAAAGAACAACAACUGACUUGCAAUAGAUAUGGUGUAUUAAUAUGCUGCUCUUGUUACACUUGGCUUAAAUGUACAUGAAAGUAUGAGAGAGCAGACAAUAUGUAAAAAGUGAAGAUAUAAUAAUUUUUGUUAAAGGUGGAAGAUUUUGAAAAUACUUACAAUUAUUACAAUUUCAUGCAUCAAAUCCAGAACACUGUAAUGUGCAUGCUGUAAAUGUAAUGUUUUGUCAUUGUAUAUAUAUAUUUUUAUUGUAUGUAUUUAUGAAACAUAUACACACAGAGUAAUAGUCUUCAAACAAAGCAGAUGCAUUCAAGGACUUUAGUUUGUUAUAAGAAACUUCAUUAUAAAGAGACAAAUGUACCAUAGGAGGAAUAAGGAUACAUAUUAUAAUGAAACCCAUGG
Messenger RNA from Erpetoichthys calabaricus (reedfish), 1432 nucleotides. Its product is annotated as histamine H2 receptor. The transcript is spliced from 4 exons. Bases 58 to 1056 code for a protein of 332 amino acids. The record is from RefSeq and is a predicted model, not a curated record. Gene Ontology annotation, molecular function: G protein-coupled receptor activity. Gene Ontology annotation, cellular component: membrane. Lineage: Eukaryota; Metazoa; Chordata; Cladistia; Polypteriformes; Polypteridae. Gene Ontology annotation, biological process: G protein-coupled receptor signaling pathway.